Messenger RNA from Mytilus trossulus (common blue mussel), 4633 nucleotides. Its product is annotated as thyroid hormone receptor beta-like. Gene Ontology annotation, biological process: cell differentiation; positive regulation of transcription by RNA polymerase II; negative regulation of transcription by RNA polymerase II. Gene Ontology annotation, molecular function: zinc ion binding; nuclear receptor activity; RNA polymerase II cis-regulatory region sequence-specific DNA binding. The record is from RefSeq and is a predicted model, not a curated record. Bases 223 to 1602 code for a protein of 459 amino acids. The transcript is spliced from 7 exons. Lineage: Eukaryota; Metazoa; Mollusca; Bivalvia; Mytilida; Mytilidae.
ACUAUUCAUCUGUAAAACCGAUUACAUCACGGACACUGGUCAAUAGUCAAGAAGGUGACCACGACACUAGUACCACAAAUCGAUUAGGUCAGGUCAAGUUAAGUUAUUAAAUUUUGUGUGCAAGGAUGUAUAGCUGAGUAGAAUGUUGGAGUUAUGUGUAUGACUGUUGACGAGUGCAAAUUAACUGACCGUAGCUGACCACCAUAGGUCAACAUAGAUAAAAUGGACAACAGAAUAUAUUCAAAUAUGAACUUUAUGAGGAAUAUGCACAGUGAUAUUAAUGCUUAUGCGGACCCUAUGCGUUUUAUGGUGCCAGAAACUCCUCAGCAAUAUGAUAUUCCGGAUGAUAAUGGAAAUGAUACCACUGUAAAAUACGGACCCGUAUCCACCCCUGACUCAACCGCAAGUGGCGAAAGUUUUCCAUCGUCUUCGUUUUCAUCAACUUCAUCUUCAUCUUCACAAGAAGAAACGAAACACAAUAAAAAGCGGAAAACAGUAGGCACUCCGUACAUCCCAAGUUACAUGGACCUGAGUCAGGGUCCAGAACCAUGCGUUGUCUGUACUGAUGCGGCUACUGGGUACCAUUAUAGAUGUAUGACAUGUGAAGGCUGCAAGGGAUUUUUUCGACGCACAAUCCAGAAAAACUUACAAUACCAUUGCAAAUGGAACCAGUCGUGUAUCAUAGACAAAACAACAAGGAACCAGUGCCAAUAUUGUAGAUUUAAGAAAUGUUUAUAUGUUGGAAUGGCUGUCGAUUUGGUAUUAAAUGAAAAGCAGAGAAGAGCCAAACGGAAACUUAUAGAGGACAAUAGGAAAAAAAGACAAACUGAUGAUUUUAAACCAAAAGCUCUUGCGGAUGGAUGUUUGCAUGAAUUAAUGACUGAUAAUGACAGAUUGUUAAUUAAUGAAAUAGUUCAAGCGUAUGAUCAAACAAAUGUCACACUGCCACCAAAGGGAAGUGAGGUUGAAAACUCUGAUCCUGAGCCACACAGUCCUGAAGCAUGGCAGAAAAUGGCGGAAGCUAUGACGCCUUCCAUUGUUAAAGUUGUAGAAUUUGCCAAAGGCGUUCCCGGUUUUAUUCAGUUAUAUGUAGAUGAUCAGAUUUUGCUGCUGAAAUCCUGCUGUUUAGAGGUUAUGUGCCUUCGAGCUGCCUGUCGUUAUGAUGCUGAGAAAGAGACAUUAUUAAUGCAUAACGGCAUGUUAAUUAACAAAUCACAGAUUAAAUCUGAAGGAUUAGGAGUUUUAGUUGAACCCAUUUUUGAAUUUGCUGUCGGUCUCUCAAAGUUGCAGCUUGAUAAGACGGAACUGUCAUUGUUGUCUGCGGUGCUAUUAAUGCAGUCAGAUCGUUCCGGACUUAAAGAACCGGAAGCAGUUGAAAAAUUACAAGACGAAAUCCUUGGUGCUUUCAAGCGUUAUGUUGCGGAAAAAAGGCCCCACCAACCAGUACAUUGGGCGAAAAUUUUAAUGAAAGUAACAGACUUACGUACAAUUAGUACAAGACAUGCUGAACGGGUACUUUGUAUACGUCUCGAUCACUCCGGUGACGUACCAUCUCAUUUGUUGAAUUUAUUUGAUAACAAUGGCGGACAGGACUUCCUGUGAUAGAACAGACUGACGAUGCUAUGCUGAACUGAUUCACUGAAUUAUAACGAGAGUCACGUAACAAUGUCAAAUAAACGACUGCUGUGAUCAUGGCAACUCAGGGACCUUCAGUAUUGUAUUCGAAGUCAAGAGUUUUGUUGAGAAAUGUAUUUUUAUAUUUUACUUCAAAACUGGAAAAAUGAAACGAUAUUUUUCUGCAUCAGCAACGUGUUAUUUAUAUUAAAUGUGUUCAGUAAUAACCUAUUUAAAUUAAAAUAGAAUGACGGAACUGGAUGGAACAAAAAAAUAAGUGUUCAAUAUCACGUGGCUUGUAUAAUCUUGUCAUAAACAGAUUGAGGAUUGAGUUGUCUGACAAUGUACAAUUUCCGAAGGGAUUCUGUUAAAUGCCAUUCGCAUACUUGCCUAGAAUGUUGAACUGGUUCUUAUAGUAGCUAUAUCUUUAGAACAAUUAUUGAAUGUUUGAUGCAAGUUGAUGAAAUUAUUUUAUGUUUUGUUUUUAUUAUGUGCUGCCUGUUAUGUAUUUGCAUUCAUGUGAUAUUCGUUAAAUAUAUACUCAUUGGUCCCAAUUAAAAUAUGUUGUGUUACUAUAGCCCUUUCUCGUUAAUAGUUUUCAAGGUGGAAAUUUGACUUGAAGAUCUAAUUUUCUAACGAGUUAUUCUCCUUUGUUUUAGCUAUGCUUGUUAUUAUUCUAUAUCAAAGAAUGAUCUUAAUGUUUUAAAACAUAAAUUUGGAAUAUAAAGUCACAAUAUUUAAAUAAAUCAUAUUCUAUAUGAAUAAAAUCUCGCCAGUGCUCUCCAUUGUUAAAAAAAACUAGAUGGAAUAAUCUAAUCAAAUUAUCACUUUGUCUAGUUCAGAAUUUGAUUUAUACUGAAACUGAAUAUUUUAAGAGAUUGUAUUUGUCUCACUCAGACCUUUUUUGUUUCCAUUUGAAAUAUUUAGUUAUUUAUAAAUUAAAAGAAACUUAUUUGUAAGUUUAUACGAAACUGUUAUAAAACAUUUGCUGCUAGAUAUCCUCAGAUCAAUGGAUACCAAAGUAGUGUCCAUACGCGGGGUAAGGGAGGUAAUUCAUAUAUGAAUUAAAGGGAAUUAACUCCAACCGGUAAAUGAAUGUGUGCAUGUGUAUGUUGUAACUCUAUGGGAAUUUGUUUGUUGACCUGCAAUUUGAAUGUGUCUAGUUGUUAGGGGAAUCAGGGUAAUUGAGGAGAUUUCAUAAAUUAUUUUAAAAAUAAAUUCUAAAAAACGCUUGUGCUUGUUCCAACGAGUUGCUAUGGUAACAUUUAGUAUAUUCCUAUUCUUCAAAUUUUAUUACAGGUGAUACCAUUUGAAUAUGUAUUGAGUACAUACAAGUUGGCUUUGCUUGUUUGCUCAGAUGUAUUUGAUAGAUUUGAAUUCUUAAUUAGCUAUUGAAAAUGUAUAAACAGCUUGGUUUAUACCAACAUUGUAUAUCACCAUUUUUGAUUGUAGUAAACAAAUACAAUAUGUAUUUUACUUUUCAUCCAGCAAAUAAGCAUCUUAACUUUAUUGUACUUUCUACAACUUCGAAUAUAUUUGUUAUAACAAAUCAUUUUUUCUCUCGUGUCUUUUAGUUUAUUUUGCUCACGACACAAACUAUGCAGACAGCAGAAACUCGUUUCUUUAGGAACAUUUUACUAAUGGUAUAAUGCAUAACACUUGUCUUUGAGAAAAAAAAUCAUAUAACGUACGAAUCAUGGUAGAAAUAGCACACAAGAGAGGGCUGCAUUAUUUUAAAGAUCUUUAAAUAUUGAUGUACAUGUAGAUUGAAAAUUAACAUAUUUUGUUACAAUAUGUUUUUGUUGUAUCGAUUUCCAAAUAUUUUACAUCUACUACAAAUUGUUUUUCUAUGGUACUGCAUCUUUGCUAGCCAAGGGUUAUGAUCCACUCCCUGCUCUGUGAAAAGAGCGGGAGUGGAUCGUAACCCUUGGCUAGCUAAUAUGAUGGUACUGUGUCUUUAGAAAUAUGUUUCUCUAUGGUACUGUGUCUGUAGAAAUAUCUUUUUCUGCUUAUAUCAUGUUGUUACCACUCAGGGAGGCAUCACAUUCUAUUGUAUUAUUUUUCCUUAAGAUGAUUGUUGUUUGGAUUAUUUAUAUCAAAGUAUUUUAAUAUAUAAUGUUUAUUCGCCGUUUACCAACAUUCAGUGUAUCCAUCUUUUGAUUGGCCUUUAAUCUCAUUACUUAUAAGUUAUAAGAAUUUAUCGUCUUCUUUGGCAGUGUAUGCUGAUAGCAGUGUUCUUGUAAAAAUUUCAAUAUUUUUAAUGUGCCUUUUAUUUGACAAUGCUCACAAAACAAUUCAGGGAAGCUAGUACAUAUUUGAUAUACAUUUAAAAUGUUGAUGUGUUGCACAGUAAAUUAGUAAGAUUGAAUAGACAAAAGGUUCACUUAUAUAAUUAUGUUUUUGUUAUCGAGUUUAAAUUUUUAAAUUGUAUUUUUAAACGCAAUGUAUUUACCCGGUCACGUGUGAACCUUAACAUGUAUAAUCUCAGGGAUAUAGAAUGAUUGACUGUAAAUUGUUGAAUGUACUAUUAUUAUAUACUAGAAUGGAGCCAAGUUUCAGAUGCAACACAUUAAAACUAGUUUAGAGACUUCUUAUAAUGUACAAAUUGCUGUAAAAACAAGAUCGACAUUAUACAUCAGAUUUAUAUUUUCAUUGUGUCAUGCAUUUUAAGAAUUAUAUGAAUUUCAUGAAUUUUCAGAAAAAUUGUUCUCACUUCUCAGGUAUAUUGUUAAUUGUUGGAAUGAAAACAAAUUUGGUUCGAAAUUUAAAGCUUUUAUUUUUCUGUCAAGAUAGUAAUAAUUUCUAGUAAUUUUUGUCCCAGUAUAAAUUUCUGAUGUUUUGCAGAUAUCAUAUUGCAGUAUUUAUUUAAAGGUACCAAUGAUCAGAAUGUUAUACUCUGUCUAGUGCUGCAGGAAACAGUGCUUUAAUAGUGCUAUCGUAAACAUUCCACUCAAAACAUAAAGAAAAGGCAUCGUCUUACUCCCUGAAAUCAAUUAACUUUCCUGAUUUGAUUUGCUAU